Messenger RNA from Ziziphus jujuba (common jujube), 992 nucleotides. RefSeq lists its product as uncharacterized. Bases 51 to 971 code for a protein of 306 amino acids. Gene Ontology annotation, cellular component: VCP-NPL4-UFD1 AAA ATPase complex. Gene Ontology annotation, molecular function: polyubiquitin modification-dependent protein binding. The transcript has a single exon. Lineage: Eukaryota; Viridiplantae; Streptophyta; Magnoliopsida; Rosales; Rhamnaceae. The record is from RefSeq and is a predicted model, not a curated record.
CUGAAUACACCACAUUCUCCAUCCCAUCUACAACAACAUCUUUUUCGACCAUGGACUACAUGGACUAUGUGUACGAGGAUCAUAGCUCAUCUAAUUGUUUCGAACAACUUUAUCGUUGUUAUCCAAUCGAUCAUGAAGAUUCGGAAAAGUACUCUCAUUUAGAAAGCGGAAACAAAAUAUUGCUUCCUGUUUCUGCAUUGGACCGUCUUACUCACAUGAAUGUCAAAUAUCCCAUGCUGUUCCAGCUUCAGAACCCGAAAACCGGCCGGGUCUCACACUGCGGAGUCAUGGAGUUCAGCUCCGAUGAAGGAGAGGUUUGGUUGCCUAAUUGGAUGAUGAAGAACAUGGGUUUUGAAGAAGGAGGCCUUGCAUUGAUCAAGAACGCCAAUCUGGUUAAAGGUAAACACAUCAAGUUACAACCUCAUAAGACUGAUUUCAUAAAUCUUUCCGACCCCAAAGCCGUCUUGGAAUCGACUCUAAAAGGCUUUUCUUGUUUGACCGCUGGAGAUACCAUCAUGAUCAUGAAUGAAGGCAAGGAGUUUUACAUUGAUGUCUUGGAGACCAAGCCGUCUUCGUCGGCGAUAUGCAUUAUUGAUACCGAUUGCGAGGUUGAUUUUGCUCCUCCUUUGGACUACAAAGAGCCUGAGAAAGUUAAACCAGCUUCCAUGAAAGAGAAAGCAAAACCAGAGGAAGCAAAGUUUAGACCAUUCAUGGGUGUAGCAAAGCGCUUGGAUGGGUCCCCUGUUUUAACCUCUGUUUCUCAUGAAGACAAUGCUGCUGCUUCUGCAACUGCUGGUUGUUCGGACUCUGCCGUUGGUCGGAAAUCUGGGAAGAUUGUCUUUGACUCCUCCAAUGCUGUCGGAAAGCUGUCGGAAGAAUCGCAGAAAGUGGAUGAGAAAGGAAGAAUAAUGGAGAAGAACGAAGAAAAGGGCUUUCAGGCAUUCUCUGGGAAAAGUUACAGAUUAACAUGAGCUAUAGCUACUUCUGAGAUA